Messenger RNA from Durusdinium trenchii, 2064 nucleotides. The record is from the annotation of a GenBank genome assembly. NCBI's taxonomy places the organism in Eukaryota, Dinophyceae, Suessiales, Symbiodiniaceae.
AUGUGCAACAGAUUGCACCCCGAUUCAUUGGGGCUCCGAACAGAGAGGAGUCCUAAGAACAAUCUUUUCUCCGUCCUAUGUCUGCGCGAGGUGCAAGCUGUCAAGAAGCGACGGCUCCUCCAGAUGAAUGCUGCGUGGGUUCAACGCUACGAGUUGAAAUCUGUUCUUUCUGGUCAUCGAGGUUGUGUGAACACAAUUCAUUGGUCUUCUCACGGUGAAGUCUUGGUAAGUGGCAGUGACGACAUGACCCUAAAGCUCUGGCGCUUGUGCGGCGGCCCUGGAGUCGAUUUGAAGCCAGUUGCAUCGUUGGCAACUGCUCACAGACACAAUAUUUUUGAUGCCCACCUCUUAGAGACGCAAAUCGUCUCUUGUGGUGCAGAUGGCUAUGUCUGUUUGACAUCUCUCGAUGGUCGGCAAGAACGACUCUUUCAAUCGGACAUCUCUCAAGCUUUAGCUUUCAAGAUUGAUUUCCCUUCUGGAAGAAACAGCAAAGUCUUCCUGGUGACCUUUGGCGACGGCUACAUCCGACACUUCGACCUCAGGGAGAGGCAGCAUCACCUGGUGGUGAACACCCAGGACGUGGGCCUGGCAGGGUUAGCAACAAAUCCCGAUGGCCACAGCUUGGCUGUCGGAGGAAACGAUCCCUUUCUUCGCAUCUAUGAUAUUCGAACUCUUUCUUUCCAAGAUGAGAGUUCUUAUGUGAACAUGCCCCUGUCCCCGGUGACUUCGUUGCAUUCCACCUUGCCGAUGGUCCGCAAGCAGAAGAAAGCCAUGUCCUUCUCUCGAUUUUUUUCCGGACAAUCGGAGGUUUCUAUCUCAGGAGUUUCCUGGGAUGCGACUGGGCGACUCUUGUUGGCCAAUUAUCGAGGUGGCGACAUCGAGCUGUUUGACUUUCAGGGAUCAGUGGAUGAAGGACCAGAGGUUCGACUUUCGGACUCUCAUUUGGAUGUCUCUGAUAGCAGCUUGCCCACUGGACGCGUCCAGCUCAACUCCAUCCGAAGCUAUACAGGGCGUAUCAACAAACAAACAUGUGCCAAAGAAGUCCGCUUCCUGUGCCAAGGUUCAGCUGUCGGUUCGGGAGGUGAUUGCGGCCACUUUUAUAUUUGGUCAACAACGUCCUCUGAACUGCUACGGAAGAUGCCAGCAGAUCGUUGUGUGGUGAAUUGCAUAGCGCCUCAUCCGGAACUGCCAUUAGUGGCCACCUCUGGUAUUGAUGCUGAGAUUAAAGCUUGGGACGUUGACCGCACGGUGGAGCAUUUUCAGAAACAGGAUGAGACUCCUGAUCUUCAAGGGGCUCAGGAGCUUCAAGAAGAAGGUCUAUUGCUGAUCCGUCAGGGUGCUUGGGUUGAGGCGAUCGACCUUUUUGAGCAAGCACGGAAUCUUCUAAAAGGACGCGACAGCCUUUCUGCGGGCCAAGCGGGCGAAGCAGAACAGACAGAGCAGGGUUGCCUUUUGAACUGCGCUUUCUGCCACUUGAAUUUGGAGGAGUACGAUGCUGUCAUCGAGUCGCUGGACUCACAGUUUCGAUGUUUGUCUUUAAACCGAGGUGCUGCACUGCUGCCCUUGAUCAAGGCGGCGCAGGAGGAUCUGGAGGCCUUGGAGGCAUUGGACCCCGAAAACCCAGAGCGCUUCGGCACGAAGUGUUCUGGGCACAAGGCAGAUCCAAUGGGUGCUGUGACUGCCUUCCGCAGCUGCGAGGCCGGCGGGGCGCCAGCCGCAGCUUACCGGCAAGGAAUACACUUGAUGAGGCGGGAGCUGCUGAGAUGGGCCAAAGCCCCUUGGAGAAGCCCGACCGCGGAGCGGCGGGUUCGGCAGUUGGACGAAGCCCGCGGAGUGGCGCUCUGUGCAGAUCUCUGGAACAUGUAUCGAACAGGCCCAAUUUCUGACCCAGGCCUUUCCUUGGCAUUGGAGCGCCGGCUACGGCGACCUGCAAGAGAAGCCCUAGGCCUUCGCGAAUCCCGGAAUCUGCAAGAGCUGUGCUAUGUUUGUGUGAAGAUGCCAUUGACAGACUACAUUAGUUGUCUAUUCUUAUCAACAAUCUGGACCUUAACUUAUCCAUCCUGA